Solanum lycopersicum (tomato) is the source of this 1079-nucleotide messenger RNA. RefSeq names its product ethylene response factor B.4 (gene ERF-B4). Gene Ontology annotation, biological process: ethylene-activated signaling pathway; regulation of DNA-templated transcription. Gene Ontology annotation, molecular function: DNA binding; DNA-binding transcription factor activity. Lineage: Eukaryota; Viridiplantae; Streptophyta; Magnoliopsida; Solanales; Solanaceae. The record is from RefSeq and is a predicted model, not a curated record.
UUAUAACCCAUCCUCCACACACUCUCUUUUCUACUCAAUUUUCUCUUCUACUUUGAAGCUUUAACACAAAUAGUUGACUUCUCCAACAGUUUGUUUGAUUAGUGGAAGAAAAAUGGGCUCUUCACAAGAGAUUUAUACUUCACUUGAUUCCAUUAGGGAACAUCUUCUUGAUGAUGAUGUUACUUUUAUGGAAUAUUACUGCUCUAAAUCUUGUUUCUCUUUUCAAACUUCAAAUCUUGACCAUACCUCAAAAACAGAGUAUGAUGGUUUUUUCGAAUUUGAGGCAAAACCACAUGUUAUCAGUUCAAAUUCCCCGAAACAGAGUAACUUGAGAGAACGGAAGCCAUCUCUGAACAUUGCGAUACCCGCGAAGCCAGUUGUUGUUGUAGAGAACGUUGAGAGUGAGAAGAAGCAUUACAGGGGAGUUAGACAGAGGCCAUGGGGGAAGUUUGCAGCGGAGAUUCGUGACCCAAAUAGAAAGGGGACUCGAGUUUGGUUAGGAACAUUCGAUACUGCUGUGGAUGCGGCAAAGGCAUAUGACAGGGCAGCGUUUAAGCUUAGAGGAAGCAAAGCAAUAUUGAAUUUCCCACUCGAAGUUGCAAACUUUAAGCAACAAAAUGAUGAGACUAAAACAGAGAUGAUGUCAUCAGGCAGUAAAAGGGGGAGAGGAGAAACAGAGGAAUUAGUAAUCAAAAAGGAAGAUGAAAGAGUUGUUCCAAUGGCAUCACCAUUAACACCGUCGAAUUGGUCGACGAUUUGGGAGAGUGGAGAUGGAAAAGGCAUUUUUGAUUUACUUUGAAUUGUCAGUAUUGGGUAGAUGAAGGAUAAAUAUAUGGCACCUGACUCUAAAAUGUCUGAGGUGAUUUGGGACACGAAGAAGGUCGUGGGUGUAUCUAAGUUCUGUAAUUUAAGACAAAAACAUCCGUAAGAUAACUGUUCGAUUUUGAUUUAUUCAUUUGUAUGAAGUGGGAAAUAUAUACCUAGUGAAGAUUCAGCAAGAACUAUGUAUGUGUGUAUAGAUUUAUUAUCCCUGUUAUCUAGUGAAGAUAUAUAAAUAUUUGAAUUGAGUUCAUUGUUAA